Paramecium tetraurelia is the source of this 1662-nucleotide messenger RNA. RefSeq lists its product as uncharacterized. The transcript has 7 exons. Gene Ontology annotation, cellular component: autophagosome; cytoplasm. The record is from RefSeq and is a predicted model, not a curated record. Gene Ontology annotation, biological process: peptidyl-serine phosphorylation; autophagy; protein autophosphorylation. NCBI's taxonomy places the organism in Eukaryota, Ciliophora, Oligohymenophorea, Peniculida, Parameciidae. Gene Ontology annotation, molecular function: ATP binding; protein serine/threonine kinase activity.
AUGAGCGAAGACUGGAAGAAAAAAAAAAUAGAUAAUUUUGUCAUUUUAAAUAAAAUCUUAGGCAAAGGCACCUAUGGCACGGUCUAUCUCGGCUACAUGGAUACCGGAUAGAAUCAAGUGAGAAUAGCUGUCAAAACAGUUCCCAUGGAUUCGGUAAAACAAUCCCCACAAAUAUUAAAUCUAAUUAAAAGAGAAUCAACCAUUCUCAAGGCUGUUGAACACCCCAAUAUUGUUCGACUCUACAACGCAAAUCGCACAUAAAAUUAUAUAUAUAUCUUUUUGGAAUUCUGUCCAGACGGAGAUCUAAGAAAGUUUAUGUUGAGCAAGAAAGAGAAGCAUCUAUCUGAAUUGGAGGCCAUUAUAUUCCUAAAACACAUUGUUGAAGGAUUCAAGGAGUUGUUUCAAAAGAAAAUCAUCCACAGAGAUAUUAAACCUGAAAACAUACUCUUAUCUAAUGGAAUUGCUAAAAUCGCAGACUUUGGAUUCGCUAGAGUUAUGGAAGUUGAGAUGGAUGAACCUGGAAAGUUUUCCAGAAACGGAACUCCAAUCUACAUGUCACCCUAAAUAUUAAGAGGACAGCCAUUCUCAGCCAAAUGUGAUGUUUGGUCUCUGGGUAUUAUGUUCUAUGAGAUGCUCUAUGGAAGAACACCUUGGCAAGCUGAAAGUUAGAUUUAAUUGGAAUAAUUGAUUUUAAAUAAACCACUUAAAUUUCCCACAAAACCUGUUAGAAGUUAAAAAGUUAAAGAAUUGGUAGCUAUGAUGCUUCAAAUUGAAGAGAAAGAUAGAUUAAAUUGGCAAUAAAUAUUCGAAAAUUAAGUUAUUAAGAUGAAUGAGGACAUGGUUAGAUAAAACAUGAAUGAAAUUAUGAAAGAAGAUCCAAUGACCAAAUCAAUGAGUUUGAAUAAAAUAUAUUUGGAUCAAUAUAAAGUUGUUGGAUACUUGCAUACAAAAAUUGAAGAUUAUAGAGAGGAUAGCAAAAAUGAUUUGGAUGGACUCAAGCAAAUGUUUGAUGAAGAAAAUCCAGAUUUGAUAUUAUCAUAGUAUUAGAAGGAAAUGAAAAGAAGAGAGUCCUUCUAGAAAUUUUAUACUUACUAUCUUUAUGAAAGGAAUGUUGCCUUUUUUAUCAAUUAUACGUAAUUAAGAAUCAUCAAACUUUAAACGUUUGGGGAUAUCACACUUGUCAAAGAAUAAUUUCUGCAAUUGAUUUUUAUGUUGGCCAGAAAUCAAUUAUUGCAUUUAGACAAAAUCAAUUCUGCUUUGAAUUCAAAUAAGCAUGAUUAGUUUGAUCAGGAAUUAUGGGGCAGAUUUAUAGUCAGUAAGGAUUGCUCAAGAUUACUUACAACAAUAAAGAAUGACAUCCUUAUCAUUAAAGAAGUGUUUAUUUAAGUAAGAGAAAAAUGUCCUUAGUUUUAACAAUUCUUUGACAAAAUUGAAAAUGUCAAAGAUUUUCUGGGAUAAUAUAAAUAAAUUAUAUCUAAAGCAAUCGAAACUCUUAAGGCUGCCUCAACUAAUUCAUUAGGAAAGGAUAUUUAUUCUGGAAUAUAUUACUUGAAAAUUUGCUUGAAUCCUUAUGAUUUUUUCAAAUAAGUUGACUUUGAUUUCAAUGCAUUUUAUGAAGAAACUGAAAAUGCUAAUUUAGAUGAAUUAUUAAAUCUUAUAUGA